Molecule: messenger RNA, 2014 nt
Organism: Babjeviella inositovora NRRL Y-12698
Lineage: Eukaryota; Fungi; Ascomycota; Pichiomycetes; Serinales
Gene: HGT16
Product: Hgt16p
Exons: 1
Coding region: 336-2003 (555 amino acids)
Biological process (GO): carbohydrate transport; transmembrane transport
Cellular component (GO): membrane
Molecular function (GO): carbohydrate:proton symporter activity
Source: RefSeq, a predicted model, not a curated record
UAUAGAGGACGCUGUUGUUACCCUCCCAUACUCCCCGGAUAAACCAGCACCGGUGGAUAACCGAAUAUCCGCCAACAAAAUUUCAAAGCUAGACGGAACAUUGAACUUGCGUCCGUCACUUACCACACUCUAUACAUAUGCAUACACCAGAAAUUUUUCACAAAGCAUUCCGUAAUGCAUACGCACCAACCAAGGUUAGGAAGUGAAGCAAGCAUCUGUAUAUAACAUCACCAAAUCUUUUCUAAACUGAUUCCAUGCUUGUAUAUCACCACUGCAACAAUCCUGUUAGAAACAGCCUUCAUAAUAAACAAAUACAAAUAUCCAUAUAAACACUGAUGGUCAAUGUGAAAAACCUUUUCUCUUCCUUCUCGGAGAAGAAGGAGAGCAGGCCAACGCCGCCUGAAGUAUACAAUAUCCGUGUGUACAUCGCUGCCAUUGUGGCCUGUUUUGCUGCUGUGGUUAUUGGCUACGAUGCCGGUUUCAUUGGUGGAACCGUUGCCCUCACCACCUUCAAAGACGAGUUUGGCUAUGCCAAGAUGCUGGCAGCCGAACAGACCCUCACCACCUCAAACAUCAUUUCCCUUUUCCACGCCGGCGCGUUUUUCGGCGCCUUCUUUAUCUACCCUAUUGGACGCUACUACGGGCGGGUGGUUGGGUUUGCACUUUCCGGGUUGAUCAUCACUUUAGGCUCGGGGAUCCAGCUUGCCUCGAAUGCCAGGACCGGUUUGUCGGCCAUCUACGCGGGCAGAGUGCUCACCGGUGUAGGAAUCGGCGCUAUUUCCAACUUGGCUCCUAUGUAUGUUUCUGAAAUUGCCCCAUCUGCUAUCCGUGGGAGACUUGUGGGUAUGUACGAAAUCGCAUGGCAAGUGGGCGGUCUUGUCGGAUUUUUCAUCAACUUUGGGACAGAACAGCACUUUACCACCGAUAUGCAAUGGAGAAUCCCACUUGCUGUCCAGCUCAUUCCCUCCGGUAUGUUCUUCGUCGGGGUCCUUUUCCUCAAAGAGUCGCCUAAGUGGUGCUUCAGUGCGGGUAAGAAGGAUAAGGGUCUCAAUGCGUUGUGUUAUCUCCGUAACUUGAGCCCCGACUCGGAAUACAUUGCCUGGGAAGUGGCCAUGAUGGAGGAAGAAGUGGCAGAGAGAGACGCGACUGUGGGCACCAGCUUUACCGGUCCGUUCAAAGCAUUGUUCGGAAGCAAGGCCCUUCGCUACCGUUUGCUUUUGACGACUUCCACCUUUAUUCUUCAGAAUACCACUGGUGUGAACGCCAUUAACUACUACUCUGUGCAGGUGAUGAAGACCAUGGGUAUUUCCUCUCUUUCUGCUGGGUUACUCUCUACUGGUGUGUUUGGUGUGAUCAAGGGUGUUUUCUGUUUCAUUUGGGCAUUCUUCAUUGUUGAUAACUUUGGUAGAAGAACCCCGAUCUACUGGGGCACUGCGCUUGGGUCUUUCUCUCUUUGGUACAUUGGAGCUUACAUCAAGAUUGCCAACCCGGCCGCCAAGCUUGCCGCGGGUAUCUCAACCUCUGAUGCUGGUAGCAAAGCUGCUUUGGCCUUCUUUUACAUUUGGACUGUCGGCUAUGCCAUUGGUUGGUCCGGCUUGCCGUGGGUUCUUAACUCAGAAAUGUUUGACCAGAGCAACCGUACCUUGGCCUCGUGUUUUAACGCCGCUUCUAACUGGUUCUGGGCUUUUAUUUUUGCGCGCUUCAGUGGUAACAUGAUCACUAAAAUGGGUUAUGGUACGUUCUUCUUCUUCGCAGCGAUGUUAAUUAUCGCGUGUGUCAUUUAUAUGUUAUUGUACCCGGACACCAAGGGGAUUCCAAUCGGAGACGUGGACAUGUUGUUCGAAAAGGGUGUUGCACCAUGGAGAGCACACUCUAGAGCAAUGGAGCUCAUUAGACUUAGAGAGGAGCAGAGGGUUACUCCGGACUGGGUGAAAAGGGUCGGCAAGGGCUCUCAGGAACACAUCGAGACGGUUUCCGAUUUUAGUACGGAGAAGCAUGUUUAAGCAGAUUUGAG